AUGUAUCACUCUGCAUUUGUGCGAAUCGCAGCGGAAGUGAAUGCGAUUGAGCAUAUAAACAAUCUUCAGGGGCUUCUGUCGUCAGAGGAGAUGGAGUACUCGGUGCCUUUAGAGCUCUUCGCCGGGGGACCGACGAAUUAUCGUAGACUGUGUGUUAGCUUUAGGGCUCGCAAAGAUGUAGAAUCGCUAUUGGAUACACCUUGUUCUUUCGAGGACACCGUUCUUAGCAGCCUGGAGGCCCGCUCUGAAGGGGUCACUCCUCAAACAGCUGCAGCGGCUUUUCUGGAGUCUACUUCUACUUCCCAUGAUUCUCUGCUGGAGCCUACUACAGCUCAACAAGAGCCAGUGCAGAUUGCAAGUCAAAAUGCUGAACUCGCUUUCUUGCUGCUGAGCCUUAGAGGAGGCAACUAUGAGGCAGGCGCGCGCCUUCUAGCUGCUGACGGCGGUCCAUGUAAGGAUUUUCGUGGAUAG
This is a messenger RNA of Eimeria tenella, 471 nucleotides long. RefSeq lists its product as uncharacterized. Bases 1 to 471 code for a protein of 156 amino acids. The record is from RefSeq and is a predicted model, not a curated record. NCBI's taxonomy places the organism in Eukaryota, Apicomplexa, Conoidasida, Eucoccidiorida, Eimeriidae. The transcript has a single exon.